This is a messenger RNA of Oncorhynchus masou masou (cherry salmon), 2930 nucleotides long. Its product is annotated as prostaglandin E synthase 2-like. The record is from RefSeq and is a predicted model, not a curated record. Gene Ontology annotation, cellular component: mitochondrion. NCBI's taxonomy places the organism in Eukaryota, Metazoa, Chordata, Actinopteri, Salmoniformes, Salmonidae. Gene Ontology annotation, molecular function: prostaglandin-E synthase activity. The transcript has 7 exons. Bases 22 to 1215 code for a protein of 397 amino acids.
AGCAGGUUGUGUAAACCAAAAAUGUCAGCCUCAAGUUGCAACAGUUUUUGGCGGACUUGCUGGGAUGUUUUGCGGGUUCCGAUAGCCAAAACCAGCCUAGCAGUUGCACUAUCUAAUUUCCCGUCGAGGUGCAGUGCCAGGGCAUAUGGCACAGGCGGCACCACGUUUGGAUCCAAACUCAUCUCCACUCUUCCCCUGCGCGCAACCAACAGGCGCGUCUUUGGGUUCGCUUUUUUGUUCGGAGGGGGAGUCGGCUUGUAUCAAACCAUACAAUUCUCAUUUCAACAGCAUUUUGCAGAGGAUGAAUUGCCCAAUCUCCCCAAUCUCCAAUAUAGCAUCCCCACAAACCACGGCUCUGACCUGACGUUUGCCACCGACUUAACGUUUACCUUAUACCAGUACAAGACCUGUCCAUACUGCAGCAAAGUGCGGGCAUUCCUCGACUACUAUGGUUUUCCAUAUAAAGUUGUGGAAGUCAACCCUGUCAUGCACACGGAGAUCAAAUGGUCAUCGGAGUACCAACAGGUGCCCAUUCUUAUGGUGGAGGGGAAAGAAAUUGUGCAACUGAACAACUCAUCUGUCAUUAUCAGUGCAAUGAAGACGUGCAUGAUUGACAAAGAAAGAACGAUGUCAGAGGUUGUAACGUACUUUCCGAGACUCCCAUCUACCAAUGCCUGGGGGAAUGAAGUUCUGGAGUACACUAACAAAUACUGGGUGAUGUUGAAUGAGAUUAAGAUCACUGAGGUGUACACAUCUAAAAAUGCCAGAAAGGAGGAGGUACGAUGGCGUCAGUGGGCCGAUGACUGGCUAGUGAACCGGAUAAAGCCUAAUGUGUACAGGACUCCCGCUGAGGCCUUAGCCACCUAUGAUCACAUAGUGCGUGAGGGCAACUUUGGUUCUGUUCCUUUUGCCAAGUAUGUAGGGGCCUUCUACAUGUUCUGGGCCUCCAAGGUCCUGAAAAUCUGGUACAAGUUACAGGACGAUGUAAGGGAAGAUUUGUACAUGGCUGUGAAUGAGUGGAUAACCGCUAUUGGGAGGAAGAGGAAAUUCAUGGGUGGUGACAAACCCAACCUCGCUGAUCUGGCGGUGUAUGGAGUCCUCCGAUCCAUGGAAGACCUGGAGGCCUUUUACGACGUGAUGGAAAACACCAAGGUGAAGAAGUGGUAUCUGGCCACAGAGAAACAAGUGAAGGAGCAAGGUGGUCGGAACCUAUGAAGAAAACCACUGCAUAACUAUCAUGGCAUAACGGAGUUCAAGGUUGCUGAUUCAGGCUACCACUGCACAUAGAACAUCUGGAUGCAAAGGUUCUCUACCAGUCAGCACACUUUCAUAACAUGUUACAGGUGACUGUUUUAUAUGUGAAUGAACGGACAGUCUACCAUGUUUCAUGUUCUCUGUACAAUCAAAGUACUCUUUCAAAUAUCUUUAUGGAUACAGUCUUAGUUUCCCAGAGAAAAGGUAGCUCAAUAGUCAUUUUAUGUAUGUACAGUGCCUUGCGAAAGUAUUCGGCCCCCUUGAACUUUGCGACCUUUUGCCACAUUUCAGGCUUCAAACAUAAAUAUAUAAAACUGUAUUUUUUUGUGAAGAAUCAACAACAAGUGGGACACAAUCAUGAAGUGGAACGACAUUUAUUGGAUAUUUCAAACUUUUUUAACAAAUCAAAAACUGAAAUGUUGGGCGUGCAAAAUUAUUCAGCCCCCUUAAGUUAAUACUUUGUAGCGCCACCUUUGCUGCGAUUACAGCUGUAAGUCGCUUGGAGUAUGUCUAUCAGUUUUGCACAUCGAGAGACUGAAUCUUUUUCCCAUUCCUCCUUGCAAAACAGCUCGAGCUCAGUGAGGUUGGAUGGAGAGCAUUUGUGAACAGCAGUUUUCAGUUCUUUCCACAGAUUCUCAGUUGGAUUCAGGUCUGGACUUUGACUUGGCCAUUCUAACACCUGGAUAUGUUUAUUUUUGAACCAUUCCAUUGUAGAUUUUGCUUUAAGUUUUGGAUCAUUGUCUUGUUGGAAGACAAAUCUCCGUCCCAGUCUCAGGUCUUUUGCAGACUCCAUCAGGUUUUCUUCCAGAAUGGUCCUGUAUUUGGCUCCAUCCAUCUUCACCAUCUUCCCUGUCCCUGCUGAAGAAAAGCAGGCCCAAACCAUGAUGCUGCCACCACCAUGUUUGACAGUGGGGAUGGUGUGGUCAGGGUGAUGAGCUGUGUUGCUUUUACGCCAAACAUAACGUUUUGCAUUGUUGCCAAAAAGUUCAAUUUUGGUUUCAUCUGACCAGAGCACCUUCUUCCACAUGUUUGGUGUGUCUCCCAGGUGGCUUGUGGCAAACUUUAAACAACACUUUUUAUGGAUAUCUUUAAGAAAUGGCUUUCUUCUUGCCACUUCCAUAAUGGCCAGAUUUGUGCAGUAUACGACUGAUUUGUUGUCCUAUGGACAGAGUCUCCCACCUCAGCUGUAGAUCUCUGCAGUUCAUCCAGAGUGAUCAUGGGCCUCUUGGCUGCAUCUCUGAUCAGUCUUCUCCUUGUAUGAGCUGAAAGUUUAGAGGGACGGCCAGGUCUUGGUAGAUUUGCAGUGGUCUGAUACUCCUUCCAUUUCAAUAUUAUCGCUUGCACAGUGCUCCUUGGGAUGUUUAAAGCUUGGGAAAUCUUUUUGUAUCCAAAUCCGGCUUUAAACUUCUUCACAACAGUAUCUCGGACCUGCCUGGUGUGUUCCUUGUUCUUCAUGAUGCUCUCUGCGCUUUUAACACACCUCUGAGACUAUCACAGUGCAGGUGCAUUUAUACAGAGACUUGAUUACACACAGGUGGAUUGUAUUUAUCAUCAUUAGUCAUUUAGGUCAACAUUGGAUCAUUCAGAGAUCCUCACUGAACUUCUGGAGAGAGUUUGCUGCACUGAAAGUAAAGGGGCUGAAUAAUUUUGCACGCCCAAUUUUUCAGUUUUUGAUU